Molecule: messenger RNA, 645 nt
Organism: Schistosoma turkestanicum
Lineage: Eukaryota; Metazoa; Platyhelminthes; Trematoda; Strigeidida; Schistosomatidae
Source: the annotation of a GenBank genome assembly
AUGACCACCACCAGCUGUCAUCCUCGUUUCGGUUAUGAAUGCGCUAAAAUCAUGGCUGAUCAUUAUCCUGAACGUCUUGGUUUAGCAAUGUGUAUUUAUCCUGGACCAGCAUUCAAAGUUGCUUGGCAAGCAAUUAAACCAUUCUUACCACAAACAACCGUAGCCAAAGUUUGUAUUAUUAAAAGUAAAUCAAAAAUCUACUCAAUAUUUGAACAAUACUUUUCACCAGAAACAUGUACAUGGUUAAUAGCUGAAGUGAAAUUCAAUCGAACCAAACAAACACCAAUGAAAAAAUAUCGACCAUUUUGGUUACCACCACCAAAAGAUACCAAUGAUCAACAUGAUCCUAGAGGUGAUCAAAUGUAUGUUCGUGAUUGGCUUGUAUUAAAUCAUCCAACUAAACAUUUACCACAUCCAAAUAUUGUUGAUGAUAUGCUUGGUUGUUUAAAUUCAUUAAAUUAUGAGACUAGUACAUUGAACGCUAGUCAUUUGAUUGAAUCAACUGACAACAAAGAUUAUGGUGAUUUUGAUGAAAAUGAGAAUGAUGUAGAUGAUAAAGAAGAUGAAGAAGAAGUUGCCAAAAAGUUGGCAGCAGAAUUACCAAAAGAAUUUAUGAUCCCAGAAAAUGCAGAGAAAUUAACAUAA